AUGGAGAAAUGUUCCGGCUUAGUUUGCCGAAGGCAAACACUAAAUCAUGAUUUCCUUUUGGAGUACUUUUUAAGAAAUCUCAGUUGUGAUAUCAGUGUCCAGUUGGAAUUUGGUAGACCGGAUGUAAGGCCAUGGGAUUAUAAUCUCUUUGUCAUUGAUUCUGCCAAGGCAUUUGAGGCUCUGCGUCUUCAACUGCCGGGACCGUCAAAGAAUCGUCAAUUUUAUUUCUUCAUUCUACUUACCUGCUCCUCGGCACAUCCCACCUAUGUCAAGCAACAAAUGUAUAAAAUAUUUAAAGUUUGUCUACAAAUCGGUGUUAAAAAUGCCGUCAUUAUGCAUCGCUAUUCCGCUGGAGCGUACAUCAGCUUCUACACCUACUAUGCCUUUGGCCGUUUCCAUUGUUGGGACGACAUAACCAUACGAGAAAUAAAUCGCUUCGAAAAUGGUAGCUUAAGUGGAAAUUAUUUAUUUCCCAAACAGUUGCGAAACUAUCACGGCUGUACAAUAAUGGUGAGCGCUCAUCUGGUGGCACCGUUACUUAGCUUCAACGGGGAUUUUACCAAUGAGCAGCAUUUGCGUGAUAAGUCACGAAUUGCCGGCAUUGAAGGAGAUAUUUUGAAAACGGUAGCCGAUACACUGAAUAUGAAUUUAAAAUUUCGUUUUCCGCUGAAUUUGAAUAAGAAGUUCAUGUUUUCGAAUAGGACGGAUUCUCUUGUGGAUCUCACAGAAAAUCGAUCGGAAAUUGCAAUUGGAGGUUUGAGUCCCAUACUACCGGAUACCCAACAAUUUACCUAUUCUUCUGUCUAUCAUACCACACCGGGUGUGUUUGUGGUGAAAAGAGGAUUAAGUUUUGGACCUCUCAAGCAACUAUUGAAGCCCCUCGACACCAAUAUAUGGAUACUUAUCAUACUUCAAUGGCUUGUGGCUGUGGUAUUGAUACAGCUGGUCCAACGUUUUGGUAACCUGACAUUAUGGAAUUUCAUAUUCGGUCCGCACAAUCGACAUCCAAUGAGAAAUAUGUUUAUGAGCUAUUUAGGUUAUCCCAUUCCAACAGCUGCAGUACCGGGGAGGAAUUUUGCACGAUUUUUACUUAUGGCUUGGCUAUUGCUGACCUUUGAAUUGCGUAAUGCCUAUCAGGGUAAAAUGUAUGAUAGCCUUAGGUUGGCCAAACGUCUGCCGGUACCGAGGACAAUAGACGAUCUCAUCAGGCAUGACUAUACUUUACUUUCUCACGAGUUUAAUGAUUUCUAUCCUCACAAUAAGACACGCAUUAUGAGCAAUGCCUUCAUGAGAUUGCACAGAAUCAACUCCAGUCAUCACAAGUUGACCGCCAUGGCACUGCUGGACUAUUUGGCUGAUUUUAAUGCCAGAAAUUUGCACAACACUUCGUUGACGUACGUGGAGGAAGAUAUCUAUUCGUUUCAGUGUGUUAUGAUGUUUCGUAGAUAUUCGGUUUUGCCGGAGAGUAUUAAUCCGAAAUUGAAAUUACUCACAGAUGCGGGAAUUACCGAUCACAUUGCCAAGCGUUAUGUUCGCUGGCAAAAGCAACGUGGCAACCGACGUGGUGCAGUUCCUACGGGUAUUCAAGAAAUAACCAAUCAUAAGUUACGUGGUGUUUACAAGGGCUAUGGCGUACUUUGUGCUUGUGCUGUACUGGUGUUUUUCCUCGAAAUGUUGACAUUCAAAUUUGGGAUACUAAAGAAGAUUAUGGAUUAUUUGAACUAA
Molecule: messenger RNA, 1725 nt
Organism: Musca domestica (house fly)
Lineage: Eukaryota; Metazoa; Arthropoda; Insecta; Diptera; Muscidae
Exons: 3
Coding region: 1-1725 (574 amino acids)
Source: RefSeq, a predicted model, not a curated record